GUGCGAUAGGAUAUUAUUGACAGUUCAGUUACUGUAUCGGGCAGCCGUGUUGUGUGUUGUCUCCGUAAAUAAACCAAGAAACGAGAGAAGUUGUCACAUCAGUGAUUAGGCUACCCAAUUCACACAAGAUUAACAUCCUGGACCUGCAUGUUGUGACAAAUCCACUUCCUUACCCCAGGAGUGAGAGGGAGACACAACAUCGAUGCAGCUCGUCGAAACGUUUAUAAAAGGCCUCAAUGGCCUGAACCCGCAACAACUCCAGCUACUGAUCGUGUCCUCAGUGGGUGUGGGGCUGCUAACAUGCUACAUGUUAUUCAAGAAGAAGGUCCCAAAGACCAUCCCAGUGGGAGAUGGCUGGUGGGGCCGCGGUCAGAAGCCACUAAGUGAAGACAAGAAGAUAUAUCCCUUUACAGUACAGACUUCAGAAGAUGAAAUCCAAGAUCUUAAACGGCGCAUUGAUCAAACAAGACACACUGAGCCCCUGGAGGAUGGUCGCUUCCACUAUGGCUUCAAUUCAGUUUAUAUGAAAAAGGUUGUGUCGUAUUGGAAGAACGAGUUUGAUUGGAAUAAGCAGGUGCACGUGCUGAACAAGUACCCCCAUUUCAAAACCAACAUAGAAGGGCUGGAUGUGCACUUCAUUCGUGUAUCUCCACAACCACGGGAGGGUCAGAAGGUCUUGCCUCUCGUUAUGGUCCACGGGUGGCCAGGGUCCUUCUUCGAGUUCUACAAGGUCCUUCCCAUGCUCACAGAGAGGCAGGACGAGGUGGUGUUUGAUGUCAUCUGUCCGUCCAUCCCAGGAUACGGAUACUCAGAGGCUCCACAUAAAAGGGGCUUUAAGUCUAUGGAUGCUGCUCGAGUCUUCCACAAGCUGAUGGAGCGUCUGGGCUUCAGUGAGUUCUAUGUGCAGGGUGGAGACUGGGGCUCGCUCAUCGUCACUAACAUGUCCCAGAUGAAGCCAGAAUGUAUCAAAGGUGUACACUUGAACUUGUUGUGUGAGAUAAACCAGGGUCCUGGCUUGGUGAUCUCUCUCAUGGUUGGACGCUACCUGCCUUUUCUGGUUGGCUUCACGCGCGAAGAUGUCAGACGGCUCUACCCCUAUGUGGAGAAGAACGUGUAUGAGAUUCUGCAGGAGACAGGAUAUAUGCAUAUUCAAGCCACUAAGCCAGACACAGCAGGUUGUGGAGUGAACGACUCCCCCAUGGGAUUGGCUGCCUACAUCCUGGAGAAGUUCUCUACAUGUACUAACAAAGAGUAUAGAGAUCUCGAAGAUGGAGGCCUGGAGAAGAAGUAUACUCUAGAUGACCUCCUCACCAACGUGAUGAUCUACUGGACCACUGGAUCCAUUGUCUCCUCCAUGCGAUUCUACAAAGAGAACUUAAGCAGCAAUCUAAUGAACAGAAUAGAUUACAGGACUGGUAUUUACGUGCCGAUGGGAUUUGCGGCGUUUCCUCAGGAGCUGAUGCACUGCCCUAAGCCCUGGGCUCGCUGGCGCUUCAAGGACAUCCGCUCCUACUCUUACAUGCCCAGCGGGGGACACUUUGCUGCCUUCGAGGAGCCCAAGCUGCUGGCCGAUGACUUUGUGCAGUUUGUGAAAAAGGUGGAAAGCAAAAAGAAGUAAAAUUGCAUACAGUACACAUUGGCAUUUCUUCAAAUGGCAUUAUAUUGGCAUUGUACUUGUAUUCUUUUCUUCCUUUUUUUCAGAAAAAGAAACAUUGUUUUGCUAAUAAGUGGAUCUGUUGUUAAUCUGUGUAAAUUAGCUGCUGUCCAACAAUAUGUUGUUUUUUAAUGACCAGAAUGAAGGCGCUUGUAUUGCAUUUAAUCUGAAAGAGGUAUUUGAGUUUGCUAUUCCCAACUGUCUAUGUAUGAUACUUGAGUGGGACUGGUAUAAGGAAGUCGUAAGCAUUAUACUACCCCUUUCUAUGUAGUAGGUAAAAAUAAAACUAUGUUUUGAUGAAGGAGUGCAGAAGGUGGCUCAAUCCCAUAUGGACAUUUUCCCAAAGAGCCACUGUAAUGUCCAGUGGCAGAUCAGAAGGCCUUCAUUUUUUAAUACUACGGGGGUGUUGGGAUGCUUAUGGUGAGGUUAAGGGGGCGUUGCGAGGCGUAUGAUGAGUUCCAGGGGUUGUUUAUAACCACUGUUCUAGUGUAUCUUCGAAGAGAGUGAAGACUAUUAUUAACCCAUUGAUGCCUGAUGUUGCGUUGCUCAACAUUGGCCCUGGCGCCUGGAGCUGCAUUACGCAACAUUGAGUGCGUUUACAUGCAGUUCAGUAUCCCGAAUAUGAGGCUUAUCCCGGUUAUGAUCAUAUUCGGGAUAAGGUGUUUAUAUGCGCACAGAACGUUAUAUCCCAGUCUACAUUCUUGGCCGUUAUAGAAUUCUCUUCAAAUGCGUGUAGCCUGGAUACCAGCAACAGCGUUCCAUGGGAAGCCCCUGUAUUCGGGAUAAGGUGUAUACAUGCGUCAGUAUCCCGGCUUCUUUCGGAAAACUCCACCUAGCAUAUCCCGAUUUCUCAGUAUCCCGAAUAAGGGCUUAUUCGGGAUACUGAAGUGUUUAUAUGCGCAAACGCAAAUUCGGGAUACUUAAUAUCCCGAUCAUAUUCGGGAUACUGAACUGCAUGUAUACGCACUCAUUCAGGCUCAUGAGAUUUGAGACAAAUUUAUUAAAAAUCUGUUUGUUUGAGAUGAAUGAACACAGCCUAAUGAAAGUUGAGGGUCUUGGCGUUUAAAUGCAACUUAGUGCAUAUUUUAAAGCUGAUAUAUUUAAGUUUUUAUAUAGGCUGAGGGCAGCUUUUCUUAAAAAGUUCUCAGGCAUUUAGCACGCUUUUUUCCAGGUGCCUUAGGCGUCAAAGGGUUAAACCAUUUUUUCAAGUUUUCAUAGUUGGUCGGGAUAUGAAAUGUUUAUUUAAAUGGAAUUUCAUAUUUGCACUUUAUAUGGCUCAAUCAUGUUUUUAUGCAUAUGUUAACUACAGACUGCCUACUUUUAUAGCUGAUUUUGAGGCCAGACAGACAACCCUACCCAUACCAGCUGCCUGCCUAAUCUGAACCACCUAGAGCCAGCAUGGACCACAGACAAGCAUUUUCAGCCAAAAAAAGGCACUCUUCCAAGCCAGUAAACUGUGAUUUUUAGUGGCAGUGCGCAAAAGCCCAAACUUGAAACAACAAAUGGUUUCAGGCCCUGUUGCCCAAGAGAGUUGGACACUGCUUUACAUAAUUACAGAUGUAGUCUGCAUGAACCACUCACAAUAAUAGGCUCAGUGGCUUAUGGGAAUGAUAGAAGCUGGCUUGCACAAACUUGACUUGCAGACCACGCCUGACAUUAUAUACAUUAUACUGUAUAUACGACUUGGUCAAAUUCCAUAAACUUCAGAUAUGCAUUUUAGGAAGAUGCAAAUGUCUCCAUGCUGGCUCGGACCCAUCAAUUCAGACCUCACAUCUUUAACCACUCCAGUCACUUCUGUCCUUCAAGUUCAAGUAAAAGAGAUUUAUUGUCAUUGCCAAACAAGGCAACAAAAUUGCGGUGGGACAACAACAUUGCGUAUGUUUAAAAGGUAGAGUAUGUAUUUUUUUAGUAGUUUACUUCCAGACUUGCCAAUUCACAGGUGAUAUAUUUUUAAUUGUAUUUUCCACCAAUAUGAACUUUUAAGUAGACCUAUUCAUUAUGAUGGGGAAAAAGACACUUUUUUCAUACAUAAAAAUAUGUCUCUUCUCCAUAUCCAUUUCCAGUAAUAGACAUCUUUAGCUGCAGAACUUACUGUUCUUUUCUCAGACCAGUAAAUAUUUGCAUUUGUUC
Molecule: messenger RNA, 3784 nt
Organism: Engraulis encrasicolus (European anchovy)
Lineage: Eukaryota; Metazoa; Chordata; Actinopteri; Clupeiformes; Engraulidae
Product: epoxide hydrolase 1-like
Exons: 10
Coding region: 203-1618 (471 amino acids)
Biological process (GO): epoxide metabolic process; arachidonate metabolic process
Molecular function (GO): epoxide hydrolase activity
Source: RefSeq, a predicted model, not a curated record